AUGGCCUAUAACAUAGCCAUGGUAUGCGACUUUUUCUACCCGCAACUGGGCGGUGUAGAGUUCCACAUCUAUCAUCUGGCUCAGAAACUGAUCAAAGCUGGCCAUUCGGUCGUGGUUAUAACGCAUGCAUAUGGGGAUCGAACGGGGGUGAGGUACCUGAGUAACGGACUGAAGGUCUAUUACGUCCCAUACACGAUCUUGUACCGAGAAACCAGUUUUCCAACGGUGUUUGCCAGUUUCCCCAUUUUGAGAAACAUUCUGAUCCGUGAGCAGAUUCAAAUUGUGCACUCCCAUGUUAGUGUGUCUUCCUUGGCACACGAGUCGCUGUUGCAUGCCACAGUCAUGGGACUCCAAACAGUGUUCACGGAUCAUUCCUUAUAUGGCUUCGACUCGUUAUCCUCAAUCCUCGCAAACAAAUCGUUGCGCUUCACACUCACAAACGUAGGAGCCGUAAUUUGCGUAUCCAACACUUGCAAAGAAAACAUGAUUUUGAGAGCAGACCUCGACCCGUCUCACAUAUCUGUAAUUCCAAAUGCCGUGGUAAGCAAAGAUUUCACGCCUGUGCCGAGACAUACGCGCAAGAAUCUCGACCAAAUAACUAUCGUAGUGAUCAGUCGUUUAUACCCUAACAAGGGAGCCGAUCUUCUGACGCAUUUGAUUCCUCAGAUCUGCAAUAUUCAGCAAAAUGUUAAUUUUGUAGUCGCUGGCGAUGGCCCCAAAUUUGUGGAUUUCCAGCAAAUGAUCGAGACUUAUCGUCUCCAAGAAAGAGUUCAGCUUCUGGGAUCAGUUCAGCAUGAAAAAGUGCGCGACGUAAUGUGCCAAGGUGAUAUAUACCUGCAUGCAAGUCUCACAGAAGCCUUCGGUACUGUGCUUGUGGAGGCUGCAUCGUGUGGGCUUCUAAUAGUAACAACAACUGUCGGUGGUAUACCUGAAGUUCUGCCGGAGCAUAUGACGGUAUUUGCAAAAGAGACAUCUGUCUCUAGCUUGGUUGAUGCCACGCUGAAAGCAAUAGAACAAUUAAAACAAGGCAAAGUUGAUACCUCGCUAUUUCACUCCGAAGUUGCUUCGAUAUAUGAUUGGACGGACGUGGCUGAAAGAACUGCCGCGGUAUACCAAAAACUUAUAUGCGAGUCUGCAACAAGAGAUCUAACUUGGUUGCAGCUGCUGAAAAACUACCACAACCGCGGCGGGCCUUGGGCACGUUUCUUAUACAUGUUAUGUGCUGUGGUAGAGUUCAUGCUAUAUCUGAUCCUAGAAUGGUGGUAUCCGAGGAAUCAAAUCGAUCUUGCAGUCAAAUGGAAACGGAAAGUGGAGUGA
Molecule: messenger RNA, 1317 nt
Organism: Lachancea sp. 'fantastica'
Lineage: Eukaryota; Fungi; Ascomycota; Saccharomycetes; Saccharomycetales; Saccharomycetaceae
Source: the annotation of a GenBank genome assembly